CUUCAGAAAAAAGCCUAAUUAGUUAUAAAUCAAGGUCUCGUUAAAAGGCCCAUUUGUUUAACAAGAAAUCUCUAACUUGUUGUCCUAAGCUUAAACAAUUUUUGCAUCUCUCUCUCUUUCCGUCUUCAUCGUCCUCCCGGCUUCUGCGAUUUUGUUUAGUAGCGCCGGACCGGAGUAGUUAAAACCCUAGCCCAGUCUAUUUAAAGAUUCACCGAGUAGUCUUCUAGUCCUGCGUAUACUUCUUCUUCUUCGUUUAUACUUAGAAGAUGAAUUGUGCAAUUUCCGGCGAAGUUCCGGAGGAGCCUGUGGUUUCUAAGAAGUCGGGUUUGCUUUACGAGAAGCGGCUAAUCCAGACGCAUAUAUCCGAUUAUGGGAAAUGCCCGGUUACUGGUGAGCCACAUACUCUUGAUGACAUUGUUCCCAUCAAAACUGGGAAGAUCGUAAAGCCGAAACCAUUACACACAGCUAGCAUCCCUGGAUUGCUUGGAACGUUUCAGACUGAAUGGGACAGUUUGAUGCUAUCAAAUUUUGCUUUGGAACAACAACUGCAUACUGCGAGGCAAGAGCUAAGUCACGCUUUGUAUCAGCAUGAUGCUGCUUGUCGUGUGAUUGCUAGGCUUAAAAAAGAAAGAGACGAAUCACGACAAUUGCUUGCAGAGGCUGAAAGGCAGUUGCCUGCAGCCCCCGAAGUUGCCACAUCGAAUGCUGCUCUUAGUAAUGGUAAACGAGGUAUCGAUGAUGGUGAGCAGGGGCCUAAUGCAAAGAAAAUGCGUCUUGGAAUUUCGGCUGAAGUUAUCACAGAACUCACAGAUUGUAAUGCUGCUCUUUCUCAGCAGCGUAAAAAGAGACAGAUCCCUAAAACAUUGGCUUCAGUCGAUGCUCUGGAGAAGUUCACCCAACUCUCAAGCCACCCCCUUCACAAGACCAACAAACCUGGAAUUUUUUCAAUGGACAUCCUACAUUCUAAGGAUGUCAUCGCUACGGGAGGAAUUGAUACAACUGCCGUUCUCUUUGAUCGUCCUUCAGGACAAAUCUUAUCAACGCUGACUGGUCACUCAAAGAAGGUUACAAGCAUCAAGUUCGUUGGUGACACUGAUCUUGUGUUAACUGCUUCAUCCGACAAGACAGUCCGCAUCUGGGGAUGUUCCGAGGAUGGGAACUAUACCUCUAGACAUACACUGAAAGAUCAUUCUGCCGAGGUGCGAGCUGUAACUGUCCACGCAACGAAUAAAUACUUUGUGUCAGCAUCACUUGACAGUACAUGGUGCUUCUAUGAUCUGUCCUCCGGUUUAUGCCUUGCUCAGGUGACAGAUGCUUCCGAAAACGACGUGAAUUACACGGCUGCUGCUUUUCAUCCUGAUGGUCUCAUUCUUGGAACUGGUACCGCUCAAUCUAUUGUUAAGAUUUGGGAUGUAAAAAGUCAGGCAAAUGUGGCAAAGUUUGGUGGACACAAUGGAGAAAUCACCUCUAUAUCAUUCUCUGAAAACGGUUAUUUCCUUGCGACUGCUGCACUGGAUGGUGUUAGGUUGUGGGACUUGCGCAAGUUAAAGAACUUCCGAACCUUUGACUUUCCAGAUGCAAACUCGGUGGAGUUUGACCAUAGCGGAUCUUAUCUUGGCAUUGCUGCUUCAGAUAUAAGAGUAUUCCAAGCAGCUAGUGUAAAAGCAGAAUGGAACCCAAUCAAGACUCUUCCCGAUCUGUCCGGUACAGGUAAAGCAACAAGUGUUAAGUUUGGACUCGACUCCAAAUACAUAGCAGUCGGUUCAAUGGACCGUAAUCUCAGGAUAUUUGGUUUACCUGAUGAUGACAAUACUGAAGAUUCAGCACAAGAUUCAUGAAGAGAUAUCUCAAAAGUCUCAUCAUCAAGAGUAGCUAUAUCCUCAAUUCUCGCGAUUUUUGUUGUAUCUUUACAGUUCUGUUGGUACUUUCCUGAUGGCCCCUCUCACAAUCACAUAUACACACCUGAGCUCUCUCCCUUUCUUUCUCAGUCAACAAUUUUCCUGUAACAACAUCGUACCUUAAGGAUCUGCAGUUGAUCUUUCUCUCUUUGAUCUGAAAGAGUCCACAUAAAACAAAGUUAGCUGCUCACUAUAAAAGCAAAUGAAGAACAGGCAUGUAAAUGAUCUUCUUCAUCAUUCAAAUCAGUAGGACCUAAACGGCAACAAUUAAAAAACUUGUGUUAUAUAGAAAGGG
Molecule: messenger RNA, 2193 nt
Organism: Arabidopsis thaliana (thale cress)
Lineage: Eukaryota; Viridiplantae; Streptophyta; Magnoliopsida; Brassicales; Brassicaceae
Gene: MAC3A
Product: MOS4-associated complex 3A
Exons: 18
Coding region: 267-1838 (523 amino acids)
Biological process (GO): defense response to bacterium; protein ubiquitination; mRNA splicing, via spliceosome
Cellular component (GO): Prp19 complex; nucleus
Molecular function (GO): ubiquitin protein ligase activity; ubiquitin-protein transferase activity
Source: RefSeq, marked reviewed